Messenger RNA from Cygnus olor (mute swan), 3601 nucleotides. RefSeq names its product family with sequence similarity 210 member B (gene MIMS2). Lineage: Eukaryota; Metazoa; Chordata; Aves; Anseriformes; Anatidae. The transcript is spliced from 3 exons. Gene Ontology annotation, cellular component: mitochondrion. The record is from RefSeq and is a predicted model, not a curated record. The coding region runs from base 52 to 603 and encodes 183 amino acids.
CUGCGGCGUUUCUCAGGUUUGAGCGCCCGCCCGCACGCACCGGGCGCUGCCAUGUUCCGCCUGCUGCUGCGCGCGGGCCCGCCGCCCCGCGGGCCCCCCCUCGCCGCCGCCGCCCGCCGCCGCCGCCGCUGCUGCCCCCCGCCGGGCCGGGCUCCCCUCAGCCCGCCGGCCCCUCUCCUAGCGCUGCGGGCCGCCGCCGGCAGCUCGGCCAAGGAUGUGGGUGGAUCCCCUGAAAAGGCAGCCACAGAUCUCAGCAGUGAAAACAAGAAACUCAAUAAAUCCCAGCAGCUGAAAAAAGUUUUCAAAGAAUAUGGUGCUGUAGGGGUUUCAUUCCAUGUUGGAAUUUCAUUAGUAUCUCUAGGAAUCUUCUACCUGGCCGUGUCAAGUGGUGUGGAUAUGACUGCAGUUCUCUUCAAACUUGGUUUCAGUGAAUCAUCGCUGCAAUCUAAAAUGGCUGCUGGUACAAGCACAUUUGUGUUGGCAUACGCUAUUCACAAAUUGUUUGCUCCAGUACGAAUCAGCAUUACUAUAGUUUCUGUGCCAUUUAUUGUCCGAUACUGCCGGAAGAUUGGUUUCUUCAAACCUCCUACCCCAAAUCCAUGAUAACUUCUUAUUGUGUUUUACUCUUUUUUUUUUUUUAAUGUUCAAUAUUCAUGUAGCUUUUCAGAUGGAUACAUUUCUUUAAAAUACUUAUUUGGAUUCAUGUUAAUGCUGACCUUCUCGUGCAUUUCUCACUUGUUCUUUCAGGUAAAUGUAAUGCAGUGAAAAGUGCUCUCCUUAUCUUUUUUCCAUUUGCCACCUCUUUUUUUUUUUUUUUUCAGAAAUAGCUGUUAAAAUAUCUGUCUUCCACUGCAAGUGGUAAUAUAAAUGCUUGACAAUGAGCAGUCUUUCGAACACGCAGUUCUGGGUCUUUAUAAUCUAGUUUUUUGGACUAUAACUUUUUUCAUAUCAAAAUACAGCUGCAGCAGUAGUUUAUUACUGUGUACUUACUACUGGGAAAUAAAAUAAGGUUCUUUUCCUAAUAGUCUGUGGAAUAAACAAUAUCCUACUAUAUGAAUAGAUCUUUUGGUAAGCAAAUAUAUAUUGGGAUCUAAGGCAGUAUGUGGGAGUUUAUUUUGUUAUAAAAGGUAUGUUAUGAUCCCAGUCUUCCAAUCCAACACCCAUGCCAAGCUAACUUUAGUGAGUGUACCCAUAUGCUUAAUUAUUGCACAGUGAUAAUUGCUUUAGCUAGAAUUGGUAAUGUACUUCAUGUACUUCUCUGAAACUACAGUUCCUUUGUGUUGCUUUCAUGUUUCAAGAUUUUGUUGUUUGAAAAUGUGCUUUUCUGGCCUUCCUAAGGUUGGUGGGGUUUGUUUUUGUUGGUUUUUGUUUUUUUAAUGCUAUAAACUAAGAAAUCCGGAGUUUAGCGAAAUCAGUGUAACCAGAAUUACCUCCUGUGUGAACAUAUUCCAAAGACCAAGUCAGAUGCAAAGUAUCUAUGCGUUUUUCAUGUACUGAGGUCUAACUUUUGUACUGGGGACAUUUUUUAUUUUUUUUUCUGAAAAUAGACCACAGCUGCUUUCUGCUCCUGUGGAUGAAUCUCAGAUCUGCGACUGAAGUCUGGACAUUACAAUUCAGAGAUUAUCAAGAGUAAUUCUUAUGCUUUUGUCUGACAGACUGUUGAAUGUACCAAUUAGAGGUGUAAUACAUACUACUCAGUUAACCUAAGACUGGAUCUCAAAACUAGGUUUAACAUUUAACAUUAACUAGGCUUAACAUUCCAUGGUAAACCUGAGUUUUAGACUUAAGACUAUGCUUCUGUGAGAUGGCUGAAGACAGAUCCAAGAGUCUUUUAGAUCUCUUCUAGGUCUUUUCUUUUUACAUUGUCUGUCUCCAUCUUUAUGCUUGUCACUUGUACCAAAGUGGCUCUGGCAUAGAGCUCUUUGUACAGGAAUCUGACUGAACUAAAAUAGCAGAAAACUACCUUGGCCACCGAAGUUGUUUGUUUCUUGCCAUGUUAGUGAAUUGUGAAGAAGGAAUAGUGUUAAGUCCCUAGAGAAGGAGGAGCAAGUCAUUUCUCUUUGUUUUGUCAGCAAGCUGUUAAUGCAGCUCAGACAUGUUAAAUUGCACUCUGACACCUUUACCAUUCAGAAAGUUCAACCCAGAGACUGGCUGGGUGCUCUGAGGAUUCUUGAGAUCACAAGUGAACAAGCAGAGGUCACUUUCUAGAAAGAUAAAUUGCAGCUACAUAUGUACUUGCACCUCUGUACUGUUGCUACCCUUUGGUUCAUCAGAGAACAGGGAAAUUGGAAGAGACAUCUCCUUCCUUUGUCCUGUGGAAGCAAGCUGUUAUUAGAGCCUACCUCCUGAAAACUUUGACAAUGGCUUUGUCACAGAUAGGGUGUGUUGUUAGCCCAGUGUCUUAAAAUCGAAGCGGCUGCCAGUGAGCAUGUACACCGACUUGAUCUAUAAUGUGUAGCAUACACAUAAAGACAUGUUACGUAGGCAAACACUUCUCAAAAUACUAACCUUUGGCAGGAUAUACUGAGAGUCAGCCUUGCAGUAUGGCCUGCUUCCCUGGGAGCUAUAUGCUCAAUCCUCUGACACAGCUUGUUGUGCCCAGCUGCUUGUUAGGAUACAGAGCCAAUGCUCCACUGUUCUGUGUGUAGGAGUAGCAGCAAUCAGGUCCAUUUUGACUAACUUAUUUAAAAAAUUAAAAAGACAGGAUUUGUCCCAUUCUAUGCCUGCUUUCCUGUGUAGCUGCUGAAGCUGACAGCUUGUAGAGGGUGCUAACUACCUCGCUAUCUAAACAAUAAUUAGAGUUUAUUAGAGUUUGUUUCAUAUCAGCUUGUCCCUCAAGAAAGCUCUGCCUUCUACUCUUGAUAAAUCAAGAUAUUAUAUUGUUACUUAGAUGAAAGUUUAUUGCUGGGUGUUUAGUGAGUAAAAACCUGCAGUAUCUACACAGCAAGUGAAGGGUUACUGUGUUGUUACAUGCAGCCAACACUUCCCUAGCUUUCCAGGAUCUACUGCAUUCUGGACUGCGUGGAGAUAGUGUAUCUUAAGAGUAAAUUUAACUUGAGCUCUAUUGCCCCAAUCUAAGAAACACGUUCUUUUCUACAUGUCCUCUAGGUGUUCAGGUCACUGUUCUCUUAUCCAAGGGUAACAAAAGGAUUCCAGAAUAAUCAAAUGAUGAGAUCCUUGUUCUUUAUCUGAUCUUUUUUUUAAAAAAAAUGGGUUUUGUCCUAAAGUUAAUAGAGAAGUUUAAUAGAGAAGUAGGAUACAGGCUUCUUUUCCAAAAGUAUUUCUCUAAAACAGGAAUUGUUUAAAGCAAAUGCACCUAGAAGUUAUUAAAAAUGCAUCACCACUAGAGCUUUUCUUUCAGUAAAGAAACAGGGCUUCACUAAGUCAUGACCAGACUUCAGCUUACCUAUUAAUAAGAUAAAUAGGGUUGUAUAAACUGACAAUUUAUGUCUCUGCAAAGUGUAUUUUAAAUUAAUUUAAGAAUAUAUUUUAAAAUCUAGAAUCCUUGCUUGUAAAGAAUCAUUUUUAAGUGGGUUGUAAAAUAGUGAAAGAGACCUUAAGGUCUUAUGUUAAUAAAAAUACAAUAAAUUGCUUUCUCAUA